This is a messenger RNA of Bombyx mandarina (wild silkworm), 4909 nucleotides long. RefSeq names its product signal-induced proliferation-associated 1-like protein 2. The record is from RefSeq and is a predicted model, not a curated record. NCBI's taxonomy places the organism in Eukaryota, Metazoa, Arthropoda, Insecta, Lepidoptera, Bombycidae. Gene Ontology annotation, biological process: regulation of small GTPase mediated signal transduction. Gene Ontology annotation, molecular function: GTPase activator activity; protein binding. Gene Ontology annotation, cellular component: cytoplasm.
AUAAUUAAAUAUUUUUAUUAGGGGAAGAAGAACGAUGUGUGUCAUUAUGUUGGCGUACUGCACGUGGAGCUAUCAUAGGACAGGCGGGUGGUUGGCAUCGGCCACGGACGUCGUACGGUAUUUCAAUGCUGGAGUUCCCACCGGGUCAUUCACAUUGGCGAAACGGCUGCCCUUUCGUUAGGUCAAUGGCACCACUUCCAAUCGAAAGUCAAGAUCUAGGUGCUUUAUACUAUCGAAACUAUUUCUACAACCAACCGCACCAGAACUGGUUCGGAAUGGAUGACAUCCUCGGACCAGUAGCAGUUUCCAUAAAGAAAGAACGUGUUGAAUUACGACGUGGCAACACAGACGCAUCGACGCCCCUAUCCCAACUCGUAUGGCAAUACCGCCUACUCAUACGGACUUCCGAAUUGCUCACCUUACGCGGAUCCAUACUCGAAGAUGCUUUAAUAAAUAUUAAACAAACAAACAGCGCUUCUUAUAACACAAAAGAAGUUUUGGAAUAUGUUGCGCCGGAGUUACAACUUAACUGCCUAAGACUGGGGAUCUCAAACAGAGGUGCAGAAGAGCAACUAUUACGAUUAGACGAACAAUGCGUAACACGACAUUAUAAAGUAGGAGUUAUGUACUGCAAAAGUGGCCAAUCAACUGAAGAAGAAAUGUAUAACAACCAGGAAGCUGGCCCAGCAUUUGUUGAAUUCCUUCAAAUGUUGGGGCAAACCGUUAGAUUGAAAGAUUUCGACAAGUACAAGGCUGGCUUAGACAAUAAAACUGAUUCGACCGGGCUGUAUUCUGUGUUCAGUACUUAUCAAAGCUGCGACAUUAUGUUUCACGUGUCAACGAUGCUUCCCUACACACCGAAUAACAGACAGCAACUGUUAAGAAAACGACAUAUCGGAAACGAUAUCGUAACUAUAGUAUUUCAGGAGCCCGGCGCCGCCCCGUUCACUCCGCGCAAUAUUCGUUCACAGUUUCAACAUGUCUUUAUAGUUGUCCGAGCAAUAGAUCCAUGUACGGACCACACUCACUACAGUAUAGCUGUUAGUCGUGCUAAAGAAGUGCCUUUAUUUGGCCCCCCGAUAAAAGACGGUGCUGUUUAUCCCAAAGGAGAAGCCUUUACCGAUUUGCUUUUAAGUAAGGUAAUAAAUGGCGAAAAUGCUGCAAUACAAUCACCAAAGUUUAGUACAAUGGCAACACGUACUCGCCAAGAGUAUCUAAAAGACCUUGCGAAGAAUUACAUCACAGCUACCACAGUUGAAACCGGUCAAAAGUUUUCAUUAUUCUCAUCAUUGCUAAUGAAAAGUGGAAGUAAUUCCGCGAACAGCACGAUGGUAGCUCGCGUGGAUAACUGUACUAACGACGUUCUGGUGGGCGGUGCGCUUUGCUUUCAUGUUCAUGUGCAAGAUGAAGGUGCUGGUGGAACAUUAGUAGAAUGUAUAAUGGGAAUUUCGGCUGAUACUAUAGUGUUUGUUGAAGAUUUAAAUCGACAAAUUAUCCUAGUUUUGCCAACUGCUUCGCUGCUUGGUUGGGUGGUGAGCAGCGGCUGGGUCCGCGUGUACUACCACCGCGGUGAGAGCGUGCGCGUGCAGGGCUGCUCCGACCCGCUGCUGCGGAGACUGGCCAGCGUCGCGCCGCCGCACGCGCAUGCGCUCUCCGAGAUCACGCUGGAGAGGGGAGCCGCUGCACAACUUGGUUUCCAUGUCCAACCAGAUGGCUUAGUGACGGCAGUCGAAGGCGGAGGGUGUGCAGAUAGAGCUGGCAUACGUCGCGGCGCCCGGCUGCUGGAGGUGUGCCGCGCCGCUGUUGUAGCGCUCAACCAUGAUCAACUCGUAGAUCUGCUCAAAACAUCUGACCCGGUCACUGUGCGAGUAACGUUCGCGUCGGGUCUGAAGUGUCAGUGCGAGACCGGCGGCGAGGAGUGGGCGGCGCAGGCGCGGGCCGACGCGCAGCAGCCGGCGCGCGGCCGCCGGGCCUACGAGCGCGGCCACUCGCCGCCCAGAUCCGACAGUUCCGGAUACGGCACAGGAGGAUCGGGUCGCAGCGGUCGACGGUCGCCGGACGGUGUGCGGCGCCGCUCGCACGAUGACUCGUCGCCGCGUCACUCUCGACAGAAACGGUCCUCCGCCAAUACCAGCUCGCUUACGGAGGAACUGAUGCGGCUGAUGGACGCGGAGCUGGGGCCGGGGCGCCUGGAGAGCAGCACGGCGCCGCUCCCGCUGCCCGACGCCACCGCGCUCGACUGGGCCGCGCUCGUGCACACCGCCACGCGCGCCAUGCUGCAGAUCUGCGAAGAACAUCAAUAUCCAUCAAUAGAUAAUACUGAUCCUGCUUUGGAAGCUCUCAGCACGGAACCUAUAAACGAUUCCUGGUCUGACGUCACACAAGUGAGUCCGCAGCCGACGGCGAGUGCGGGCGCGGGCACGCCGAGUGCGUGCGCGUGUGCGUGCGGGCUGGCGUCGCGCGUGGCGGCGCUGGAGGCGGACCACGCCGCCGCGCAACGCCACCGCCACCAGCUCGAGGACGAGGUACGUCGUCUCCGUCGGCACAACGCGAGACUGCGCGAGGAGUCUGCUCGGGCCGUGCUGCAACUGCGCCACUUCACGCAAUGGCUGAAGAGGACAGUCGACAGACAAUAACCCAUACAUCGAAUCCUGGACAAGGGAUUGCAUCUCAUAAGCAAAAGGUUCGUUUAAUCUAUCAAUAUGUUUAAGGAAACGUACUGAAAAUUUAAUUUUACAUUGCAGUAAACUCAACCCAAUUUCAGUAAAAAAACCGUUAUUUUUUAACUCAAACAACAACAAAAACAAAAUAGCAAACAUGUAAAAUUUAAGAGUAAUUUUUGAAGUGAAACUUCUUUAGGUGCGUUGAGAGUAAAAUUUAACUCGCGACAGAUUCGUUAUGACCAGAGAGAAAAGAUACAAUUUAGUGCGAGCGAGAGUGAAAAAAUAGACAGCGUCUCACGAACCAGUCGACCGUCGAGAGAGAGAAAGGAAAAGCGAGCUAGGUCGUUUCCCUUGUACACAACAUUCCCUAUUACAAGAGAUAUUUGAUUUAAGAAUAAAAAUGAAGAAAACCACAAUACUAGACACCGCAAAAGAAGUUUCACUUCUUUCUCGUGUACCAAGUUGCACGCGCACAAUUUUGUUUUUGAGUCCUCUACAAUAAUGUUGUAACUCGAUAAAACAACAGAAGAUAAUGUGCUCUGUUAAAAACAUAAUGAUGUAUAAUUGCUCUUAUUAGAGUGGGUACAACCUUUGCAGUUCGCACCGUUAAUGAACACAGCCGAGCGCGGCUGUUGACCUUUUAUUGAGUUUUGUGCAGUUGACAUUGCGGACAUAUGCCCUAAAAUAUCCACAAUCAUCUAUCUGUAUAUGUACGGUGAAAAGAUAAGAAUAGAUAAGAUUAUGGUCAUUCAGAAUUCAAUUAUCAUUAAAGUAUUUAUACAAACAAUAAGAGUGACUAUUAAAAAAAACAAUAGAUUAAGAACCAAAAUGUUUAAGAUUAAUACCAUCGAUUUAAGGCUAUUCACGUGAUAGUGAUCAAACUUAAUUAGUUAAUUAAAAUGAAAAUCAAAUUAAUUGUAUUUCGGAUUAUAAUACGUCAAAUCCCUUUUAUCGCAAUAUCCACGUUGUCUAAUAUUAUCGUAUAUAUUUUUGAUAUAAUUCCAUAGUAAUAACAAGUGUUUUUGUUGAAGAAUCUAGAACAUAAAAAUAACGCAAAACAAAAUAAUUCUGUGUGAGAUGUGUGUGAUCCUCCUAAAUUAUUUUAAUUUCAACGUAGAAUUCAGAAAUUUAAAUACAUAAAAUUUAUAAAUUUUUCGUCAAGUUCACGCUCAAGUCACUAGUCGCAGUGAUGUCCGCAUGGGGGCUCGCAACGCCCGUGGUAUUGUCGUUGUUAAUAUUCAACUACGCUGUCCGUGGUACCAUCCAUCUGUCAUCUUAAGGAGUAAAAUAAUUAAAAUAAAACCGUUUAACUGUUUCUGAAGUUGGGUUGAAUUGAUCUUUAGUACACUAUUUUUAUUUUAUAAGUAUACAAAUAAUUGAAUUUAAAGUAAACCUUAUGAACAUACUGAAUCGAUUAAAUGAACAUUAUGAGAUGGUGGUGAGAUGGAGAUUGAGUUACAGAUAAUAGAUAAUAAGUUUGUGAAUUUCAACCUCAUAAUGCUACUUAUAUUUCAAUUAUAGUUGAAAUUUACAGCAAUCGCAAACGCUAUUCGUAAAUACGUAUGACCCUUAAAACACCAAGCGAUGAAAAUUAAUCUUAUGAAAUAAAAAAUUUAAUAAUUAUAAUUAUAUAUAAUAAUUAUACAUAUUUAUAUAGUACGAGACGAUGUUUCUGCGCUAUGUCUUAUGAAUUCUGUGCCUUUCGUGCUUCUAGUGAAGCUUUUGUGUUUGCGUAGAAUUUAAAAACGUUUUGAACAACAAUAUAAUGUGUUGAAAUAAUAUUGUUUGUACAUUUGUUUGUUAUCGAUGCAUUGCUAAGUAGGAAUUGUAUGGUUAUUAUCUCAAUUGGCUUAUACCGGAAUGCCGGAAGGUGAAAUAUGAAUAUCGCCAUAGGUCAAAAUUCGACAAAACUGUACCCAUAAUCACGUUUCCGUGUCUCAUACGUCAAAGAUCACCUGUCAGCUGUCAACAACUAACCAUCGUUGGAAUUUCGUCUUUUUGGCGGGAACGCGAGGAACGAAGUAGUUUGAAUAUUUUUAUUUUGUCUAUUUCGUGUUUCUUCAGGUUUAAAUAUAUAGUAACGGUGGUUUAUUAACUGCUUAGUAUCUGUGAAAGUGCACUAAUGAGGGAAAGUGAUACAAAGCCUCCGGACGUAACUUCUCGGGAUCCUCAAAAAAGUCCCUUGAAAAGUCUCAGUAAAUCUCAUUUCAUUUAAUAUCAUGCCAAUUGAUUAAGUUUCCUUCCUU